AUGUAACAUGAAAAAUUUACAAAUAAAAUUGAAUUGAUGCUACUAAAUUAAGAAAUCUAUACUUUAAGAUUAUUGGAUUCUCCAAAUAUUAUUAAAAUGUAUCAAUGCAUUUCGUUAAUAAGAAAAUUUUACAUAAUUAUUGAAUUAUGCAAUUUAGGUAUUUGAAACUAUUAAUGUAUUAAUCAGGAGAUUUAUUGUAAUUGAUAGAGAUUAAAAAUAAUUAAAAAGAAAGUAAAGCAAUUUAGUUAUUCAAAUAAAUUAUUAAUGGUUUUUAGAGCAAUUAAAAAAAGGUGUUAUUAAUAGACAUAUUAAACCUUCAAAUAUUUAUUAAAUGAUGGCAUACUAAAAAUAGCAGAUUAUGAUUUUUCUAAAUGGGAGUUCAAGUAUAAGUAAUUUAUAAUGUUGGUACAAAACUAUCUAUGAGCCCUUUAGCCUUAAUGGACAAUUAUUAGUUUGAAAAAGUGUCAUUUGGAAUAUAGGA
Messenger RNA from Paramecium sonneborni, 481 nucleotides. The record is from the annotation of a GenBank genome assembly. NCBI's taxonomy places the organism in Eukaryota, Ciliophora, Oligohymenophorea, Peniculida, Parameciidae.